GUGUAUUGUGCUGCCAGCUUGUAAAAGAUACCAAACAGAUAUAGGCCUACAUACAACUAUUUGAAUUUUAAUGAUUGGGCAUUAAGAUUAAAAUGAUAAAAAGUGAAAUCUAAUCCGGGAAAUUAAUAUUGAUCUACCUUACAUGUAGAUCAGGAAUACAAGGCCUGGAACCUGAUGACCACAUUCCAUUUGAUCAUUCCAUCACUCAUCACCAUCCUUCAUCCGGUGGAUGUCCAGCUUACGGCAAAAGAUAUCGCACUCUCAACUGGGCGAUAUAACCCAGACGACGAUUGACCAGAGAAGUUAAUCAGAAGAGCUCAUCCUCUCUUCCCAAUCGUGUGAAUUCGCUCUCAUCCGCUAUUACCCUCUCUCUGUCCCUCUCUUCAAGCUGCCGAUGCUCAAAUACCAAUUCGUCGUCGGCAAACAUCGCUUCGGAUGCUUGAGAGAGAGGAAGGGGGCGAUAUUGGAUUAUAUUCACCGGCUAUAAUUACACCCAGUGAAUAGCAGAUGGGAUCAGCUGACUGGGUGGCUUGUGAGGACACUGUUUAAACCUGUCAUGGACUUUUGCCUUGGGAAUCAAUGUAGAAGUGAAUAGUGUGUGUGAUCUGUGGACGUCUUAAAGCCAAAGGUGAAGGUUUACUCGGAAAGUACUUGAGAGUUUUAACAUAUUAAAAAGGGGAUGAACUCGUAUGAUAUUUCUUACUAUUGAAUUUUGAUGACUAUGUAUGAGAUGGAUCUGAAUAACAUUGAUGGAUAAAUAUUAUUUGCUUCAUGAAUAUUAAAUCAUUGUCAAGGAAACGAAGCCAGUCCAGUUGACAGUUGGAACUGCUGCCUGGAAGUGACCUCGAUUCACUCAUUUAUUGAGAUUUAUUUUCCCCCCAUUAUGCCUCUCUAUCCUUUUGGGACGAUAUGAAAUUCAGUCUACUGUUCCUAAUGAAUUGCCAGACGUCCAUUAGUGGUGCGGAGUAGAUGCCAUUCAAUGGUUGGUUUUGGAAAUUAAUAAUUAUUUGGAAUACAGGCACAUCUUCUUGUGGUAAUGUGGUAAUUGUAAUCUUGAUCUGCAACAGCAUACAGGACUGUUUUUAACAAGUAGUUCUGAUGAUUUGUGUCUUUAUUUUGGAAGCCUUUGAUUUGAAAUUGUGGAGACAUCAGGAUUCUAGGGUCACAAUCGCAAUGGAGCGAUUCAAAUCUCAUUCUUGCUGAUUUGUACAUGUGGAUACCGCCAAGACUAUAUUACAAAGGGUGAAGGAGCCAUCAAAGAUUGCUAACCAGGAGCUGCGAAACUAACCAGUCAAGAUGACGGACCCGUCCCCUGCCGCGCGCAACCCCAUCAUCCUCUGUAGGACUUGCGGACAGCGCCACCAGCUCCACGACAACCACGUCUACGACUACUGCGAUGUCGUAGACGAGGAACUUACGUGUAAUAUAUGCCUUCAACCACUAGUGAACCCUAUGGAUACUAUGUGUGGACAUACGUUUUGUAUGCGCUGUCUUAGGAGUGUUCUGAACUUGCAUAAAUUCUGUCCGAUCGACCGGAGGCCGUUGACACAGCAGGAUUGCAGAUCGUCAAGUCUUAUCGUCAGAAGGAUGUUAGACAGACUAAUAGUGUUAUGUCCAAACACAGACUUCUGUACAGCAAAGCUACCAAGGAGUGAAUUGGAACCUCACCUAGCUAAUAGAUGCCCUGGACGAAUAGUUGGUCCUGGUGCACCCAUCCGUCAUGGUCAGCUAACUUCAAUAGAAAUCAAUAGAAAACCAAAUAGAGAUCUAGGAAUAUACUUUGUUGGUGGCAAUGAAACUCCACUUAUUGGUGUUGUUAUUCAAGAGGUUAUACCCGGUGAAGUAGUAGCAGAAGACGCAAGGAUAUUACCCGGUGAUCAAAUAGUACAAGUUAAUAGUAGAGAUUUACGUGAUGUUCCUCACAGCAUAGCAAGAGAGGCAUUAUGUGCUGCCGAAUCACCUCUCAGAUUGACUGUAUACCGUGAGAAGCAGGAAUCGAAAGCAGCACCAUUCACCACCAAGGUUCUUCAAGUCUCUCUCACAAAGGUGACAGGAGUGCCUCUAGGUAUCAAGAUAGCUGCUAAACAGAGUGAGCAAGGAAUAUAUAUUAUGGAAGUGUUGGAGAGCAGUCUAGCUCGGAGAGAUGGAAGGUUAAAAUCAGAUGAUAGAGUUCUACAGAUCAAUGGAUUCAAUGUUGAAGAUGAGAUGCCUGAAAGAGUAGCUAGAAUAAUAAGGGACUGUGGCGAUCGCGUUGAGAUGGUGGUCUCACGACAGGUUCAGGUCACGACCCCUGAGGUCAUACAAGGACCCCCAGCAGAGCUUCCGACGGAACCAUUCACAUUGCUAAGACACGCCCUCGCUCCAAAGGUCCGGGCAGAGAAGACUGUCAACAUUAAAAAGGGUUACAAAGAAUGCAUGGGCAUUAGCGUGAGUGGGGGAAAGGGUCAGCGGAAAGGUGAUGUUCCCAUCUUCAUAACAGGCAUACAGGCAGAUGGAUGUGUAGCAAGACAUGGCCAACUAAAGAAAGGAGACAUACUUCUCAGUGUGAACGGUACCAGCCUUUUAGACCUCCCUCACACUGAAGCAGUGAAGGUGCUCAAGGAAUCUGCCAACGCAAGGUCAUUGACCCUAAGUGUCAUCGAGGGUGACACCGACCCUGAUAAUGAAACACAUGGAUACAUUCCCUCCUGGUUGACAUGGCUAUCACUACCCCAAUGCUGUCGUCAAUCCCACCAGAUUACCCUAGAGAAAGGAACCAAUGCCAGCCUUGGUUUUAGCAUCGUGGGGGGUAAUGAUUCUACCCAUGGUCCUCAGCCUAUCUAUGUGAAGACUGUCGUUAGUAACGGCGUUGCAGCAAAGAAUGGCUUAUUAAAAUGUGGUGACAUCAUUGAAUCCGUCAACUCAGUUUCCUUGCUUGAUAUCUCACAUAAAGAAGCCGUGACAUUACUCAAGAACAUUCAACAGAGGGCGCAACUCACUAUUGUUUCCUGGCCGGGUACCAUCAUAUAACAAACAAUCUCUCUCCGGCCAGCUACUAUCAUUCAACAAACAAUUGCUCGCCAGUCCUUAUAGAAUAUAUUUAAAAUAAUUCUCCUUCUUCUUGGGGUCACUGCACAAAUCCUGUGCAGUGGAGGCUACAAGAUCUGGCUUUGGGGUCAAAAGACUCCAGAUCUUCAGUAGAGCAUGGCUCUGGUAGAAGGGGGCAGACCAAUUGGGGUUGCAUUGUCUGAUUCUCCCCACAGUCGCAGGCAGUGUUUCCAUCACUGCUGUACCCCUAUUGCUGCAUAAGGACUUCAUUCUCCUGAAGACGACAAGAAUACACUGUGUGAAACGUCAAGUUUGGGUGGUCCGUUUCACAAUCAACAUAUGUCCACGAAAGAUUAUAUGGUGUUCCGUGUAACCUCUACACUCUAAAAUUAUGGAAUGUUGAUGAAAUUAUCAUUACUUGCUCCUUAGCUAUUUACCAAGCAUUCAGUGACUCGGGAGCGAUGAAGGAAUCCUUCCUGGGGGUGUUUUACAAAGAAAUAAGUAUGACUUAACCCUAAUUCUCCCGGGGGGGGGGGGCCAUAAUGGCCCCCCCCCCUCGACAAUUUUCGCGAUAUAUCCGCUGCGCAAAUUUUUGAGACCAAAUUUGUGACGACCGGAUACGCGGUUACGACAUUACGCAACAUUAUGUAAGUGCAUGUCAGACCCAAAAUUGCUCACAAACGUGAUUUCAUGUACAAAUCCAAUGCAAAUUGUGUAUUUAGCCAAAAUUCAUAAAUGUAUCAUUAUUUCUACUUUUACUGAUUGAAUUUAAUUAAUUUUGCCUUGCUUAUGAUCAGAAUUAAGUCUGGAACGAUUUCCAUUGAAAAAACAAUAAAAAAACAAAAAGUAAAAAAAACAAGGAAAUACAUAAGAAAUUCAUAAAACAAUAAAA
Molecule: messenger RNA, 3919 nt
Organism: Lytechinus pictus (painted urchin)
Lineage: Eukaryota; Metazoa; Echinodermata; Echinoidea; Temnopleuroida; Toxopneustidae
Product: ligand of Numb protein X 2-like
Exons: 13
Coding region: 1297-3009 (570 amino acids)
Molecular function (GO): protein binding
Source: RefSeq, a predicted model, not a curated record